AUGACAGUCAAUGACGAUGAACGCUUUUGGGAUCGCGCUGCCGAAAAAUACUCAACGAGCAAAGUGGGUGAUCAAGCAGGCUACGAACGAACACUAGAAAAGACGAGGGGCUUUCUCAAGGACAGCGAUUCUGUGCUGGAACUGGGUUGUGGUACUGGCUCAACUGCACUUGUUCUUGCGCCAUGCGUUCGCCGAUAUCUUGCCACGGACCUGUCGCCAAACAUGAUCGACAUUGCACGGAGAAAACUAGCCAUGGAACCUUCGCUCACUGGCCUCGAGUUUUGCGCAACAACAGCCGAUGCCCUGUCGAGCAAGGCGUCCAGGUAUGAUGCAGUCCUCGGCUUCAACUACCUGCACCUUGUGCGAGACCCCUCCACCACUUUGCAAAGCAUUCACACACUGCUGAAUGCUAGAGGUCUGUUUAUCAGCAAGACGCCGUGUCUCGGAGAGAUGAAUCCGCUUCUACGAUGGGUGGCUCUCCCGGUCAUGAAUACAUUCGGUUGGGCACCGUAUGCGGGCAGUUUCACCGCCGCUAGUCUCAAGAGUAGCAUUGCGGCCGCUGGGUUUGAGAUUGUCGUCGAUGAGAUACACGGCUCCAAGGGCAAUGAUAAGCGUCCGUAUAUUGUCGCGCGCAAAUUGUAG
Beauveria bassiana ARSEF 2860 is the source of this 642-nucleotide messenger RNA. RefSeq names its product UbiE/COQ5 family methyltransferase. Lineage: Eukaryota; Fungi; Ascomycota; Sordariomycetes; Hypocreales; Cordycipitaceae. Bases 1 to 642 code for a protein of 213 amino acids. The transcript has a single exon. The record is from RefSeq and is a predicted model, not a curated record.